AUGACACCAGAAGAUCCCCAAUAUAAUCGAUUCAUUGGCUACCACGCAACAGGAUUCAUCUUCCGCGUCAUCCUAGCAGAAACCAUCAACCAAACAAACUACACCUCCAUAACCCGAAGCUUCUCCUACAUCUCCCAAACCCCUCUCCUAAAUCAAACAACACAAUACGUGCAAAGCAAUUUCAUAGACGCCCUGCAGGACGCUUUCGCACGCCAAGUUCUCUCCUUGACGACAGACACAUCUUUCUACCAAGCACUCAACAUCUCAGCACCCUCUCUUACUCCCCUACUCAAUCGCUAUGGGACUUACACUUCUCGCCGUAUUCGAAGGGAUCUGGGCGUUCAAAAAGAAUGGGUAUGCAACGGAUACACAUUUCAGUACCCUGUUAGCGACGACGCGGAAUGGGAAUCUGGAUCGGAUUACGGAGGGCUAUUCAUUGGGACAGGCGCCGAGACAUAA
Mollisia scopiformis is the source of this 459-nucleotide messenger RNA. RefSeq lists its product as uncharacterized. The transcript has 3 exons. The record is from RefSeq and is a predicted model, not a curated record. Lineage: Eukaryota; Fungi; Ascomycota; Leotiomycetes; Helotiales; Mollisiaceae. The coding region runs from base 1 to 459 and encodes 152 amino acids.